GUUGGGUCAUGCUGAGUUUCAGGAUAGCAUAAAAGACGGCAAUAGAUUCAGGGAAAGGGUAGACCGCAGUCCUGAGCUAAAAGAUGGUCAGUUCCUCCUUCUGGAUCUUAAUUAUUUUCCUGGGCAUCUUCUCUGCAUGUGCGGAUCGUCCCAGGGGCCGUAUCCUGGGGGGAUCAGAGAGUGCCCCCCAUCAGAGGCCUUACAUGGCAUCUCUGCAGGAGGAUGGGACGCAUCUCUGUGGAGGGUUCCUGAUCGCUGCUCAGUGGGUGCUGAGUGCGGCCCAUUGCUUGGAGGAUACGAAAAAUGGGACCUUCCAGGUCCUCUUGGGAGCCCAUACCCUCUCCCAACCUGAACCGACCAAGCGUCUAUACAGAGUCCGUCGGCUCAUUCGUCACCCAGGGAGCAGCGAAGACACCAUUCUCCAUGAUCUGUUGCUCAUCCAGCUUGAAGAGCCAGCGGUCCUUGGGCCAAAUGUCCGUACCCUGGCUUACCAGACCGCAAACAAUGACAUCCCUGAACACACUGUAUGCGAAGUGGCCGGCUGGGGCAUUAUCAGCAACACGGGAAAGAAAACAGACAGGCUGCGGUAUGUGCAACUGAGGAUCAUCAGUCGCAAUCAAUGCAAUAUGAGGAGGUUCCAUGAUGGCAGCGUGACGGAGAACAUGAUGUGCGCUGAAUCCAGGAAGAAAGACUCCUGCAAGGGAGAUUCUGGUGGGCCUAUUGUUUGCAACGGUAUUGCUGAAGGCAUCGUGACCACUGGCUCCACCGUUUGUGGCAACUGGCUGAAACCUGGAAUUUAUACCCGGACUGCUCCCUAUGUCUCGUGGAUCACCAGCACCAUGGCAUCCAACAGUUAAGUCAUGGGAGAGAUUGCUUGGUAUCUCUCAAUGCCAAGGCCUCAGGAUGCCAGAGAGGAUGGAGAAUUCUCCCAAGAGGUUCAGAAAGGAACCUCCUCGUAUGUAAUUAUAGAAUAUGGAGGUGAGCACAUUUCUCUCCUUUCUUUUUAUCAAGGGCACCUAAACAUCAGCCAGCAUUGCUCACCAAGGAAUCUUGCCAGUUUGUAAAGAAAAAAAAUGAAGUGGAAAGCAGA
This is a messenger RNA of Python bivittatus (Burmese python), 1090 nucleotides long. RefSeq names its product complement factor D. The record is from RefSeq and is a predicted model, not a curated record. NCBI's taxonomy places the organism in Eukaryota, Metazoa, Chordata, Lepidosauria, Squamata, Pythonidae. Gene Ontology annotation, biological process: proteolysis. Gene Ontology annotation, molecular function: serine-type endopeptidase activity.